This is a messenger RNA of Desarmillaria tabescens, 945 nucleotides long. Its product is annotated as Alpha/Beta hydrolase protein. The record is from RefSeq and is a predicted model, not a curated record. NCBI's taxonomy places the organism in Eukaryota, Fungi, Basidiomycota, Agaricomycetes, Agaricales, Physalacriaceae. Bases 1 to 945 code for a protein of 314 amino acids. The transcript is spliced from 3 exons. Gene Ontology annotation, biological process: biosynthetic process.
AUGCAUGAUAAGGAUUCAUGGCCUGAGCUGUCUCAAGCGGGACAGACCAUUGUAAAGCUGAGAGAUGGAAAUACUGGAGAUAUACCUUUGAUAAUCAUCCACGGAGGAGGCGGAGCGAUUCAUGCUUUUGGCCCAUUACAACGCAAAUUCCGUUCUGCUCUUUGGGCCCUUCAAGUUACCCCAGACACACCCCUUACAACGGUGGACGAACAGGCAAAAUUUUAUUAUUAUAAAAUCAAGAGUGAGCGAAGAACGGGACCUUACCGCCUUGCCGCAUUCUCAGCCUCCAGCAUCAUCGGAUUUGCGCUUACGCGCAUUUUGGAACGCAAUGGAGAUAAAGUGAUCCAACUCGCACUCAUUGACCACUUUCCGACCACAUUUCUUGCUCCUGCGCUUGGAGUCGAUGUCACCAAAAUGCCACUCCAACAUCCCCGUGCCCGGAAAGAGUUCAUUGACACCAGUUUCGACAACUUGGUCACCAUAAUCCGUAGAGACGGGGGUGGAAAUGUUCUUCGACGACAUCGCCUCGCAGAUGGGCUUUCUGACGCUCGCAAAGGGCUGCCAACAGCGCCCUUCAUCCAGUCGCACAAGGACAUUUUAGACCGAUUUCUUAAUCAGGUGUUUGACUUCAUCUUAGUCGUUUGUAGGAACUCAGAAAUGCCGGCGUCUGAGAUAGCACAACGCGGGUCGGGACACAAGACUAUCAAUGCACUAGAAGAAUGGCUCCAAUCUGUCAAUGCGCCCGUGUCCAUUUAUCUCGGGUCCUAUGGGAUGAUAGGAUCUAUUCCCGUGGAGCAUCGCAAAGAUUGGUAUGAUUUAGGGAUUCACCGUUGCUUCCCUAGUGCCAAAGUCAUACAUCUCCGGGCAGGACAUUAUGACAUUUUGGAUAAUGAUGUCCUGAUUAAAUCAUUACAAGACGGGUUUAUCCCCUCGUCUCGACUGUAG